Homalodisca vitripennis (glassy-winged sharpshooter) is the source of this 3064-nucleotide messenger RNA. RefSeq names its product D-glucuronyl C5-epimerase (gene Hsepi). Gene Ontology annotation, molecular function: heparosan-N-sulfate-glucuronate 5-epimerase activity. The record is from RefSeq and is a predicted model, not a curated record. The transcript has 12 exons. Gene Ontology annotation, biological process: heparan sulfate proteoglycan biosynthetic process. Gene Ontology annotation, cellular component: Golgi apparatus. NCBI's taxonomy places the organism in Eukaryota, Metazoa, Arthropoda, Insecta, Hemiptera, Cicadellidae. Bases 187 to 1917 code for a protein of 576 amino acids.
UUGUAUUUGUAUUUUGUAGCAGACGUUUAUAUGUGUUUUGCAAGUGCUUAUGUUUUUGUUGUAAAACAACUAAUAUUAAAAAUUAUUAUGAAAUGUUUGCUAUAACUAUCAUUAGUAUUGACCCCGAUACGGUGUACUUUUUAUUGUUUUUCACCCGUUGUUUAUAACAAGUCACCACAUAUCUGGAUGACGAAGAUGCGCGUCAAUUUGAAGAUGUCACUGGUGUGCCUGUGUCUGGCGGCCGCCUUCGUCACGCUGUCUGUGUGGACGCGGUGUGGUGGUGACUUCAGAUCGUUGGCUCAUCGUCUCAGAGACACUCAGGGUGAUGAUCAGGAUGGCCAAAACGAACAUUCAGGCAAUGAGGGCCAGGGAUUUGAGGAACUCGACUGUAAUAUCAAUGGAGAGUACACUAUAGGUUGUAGAAGAGAGGGCGAGGAAGUGUAUCUGCCAUUUUCGUUUCUUCACAAAUACUUUGAGGUGUACGGGAAGCUGGCAACGUAUGACGGAUAUGAGAGGUUUGAAUGGUCUCACUCCUACUCCAAAGUGUAUUAUCCCAAGUCAAGAUAUGAACCUCGUGGAGUGUUCCUUUACUUUGAGAAUUACAACGUGGAGCUAAGAGAGAGAGUCAAGUGUAUCAGUGCUAUUGAAGGUGUACCUGUGUCAACGCAGUGGGAGAGUCAGGGCUACUUCUACCCCACGCAGAUUGCCCAGUUUGGGCUAUCACACUACAGCAAGAAUCUGACGGAGCCAGAGCCUCGGCGCAAGGUGUUGGAGGACGGUAGUAGUGUGACUCCUGAGUGGGUUAUCGGUGCGGGGGCUAUUGCCGUGCGCAGUGUGGAGCCGCCUCGACAUUCCCACGUCCUAAAGUUCCAGACUUCAGGAGAGAGUGGUAUCAGCUUGACAGUAGAUCACGUGUUGGACUUUGUGUUGAGCGCAGAUGUGCGACUCUCCGUCGAGGACAACUCCUCACUGGCUGUCACGCUUCACAACCGCGAGAAGAAACAGAUCUGGACAGUGCACUACACUUGUUCUAGUCAGCUUCUCACUGCUCAGGACCAAGAUAUAUUCUACGGACUGGGCUGUGAGCACCACAAGGAUUGGCACCAUAUCACCCGUGACCUUUUGGUGGAUCUACAGAAGGGUCUAACUCUCCUUAAUAUCGGCAAGAGGAAAAUAUCCAGAUCAAAAUUCAAGGUUGGCAGCAUCACAGUACACGGGUCGGGCAUGUUGGACAACCUGACACUGUCCUCCAGUGAGCACAUGGCGCAGUUUUACGCUGCUGCGCGGUGGUUUAUCACGCACCAGGAUCCAGUAACAGGAGGCUGGCCUAACCCUGUGCGACGGAGAGGAGUGCAAGGCAUGAUGGAUCUCCUGCCCGGAUGGCUGUCAGCAAUGGGGCAAGGGCACGGGAUCUCGGUGCUAGCCCGAGCGUACUACCACUCGGGAGGCGAGCGACAGUACCUGGACACUGCCCUUAAAGCCCUCAAACCUUUCCGUGUGCUCAGCAAGGAUGGAGGAGUGUUGGCGUUGUACUUGGGUCAGGUGCCGUGGUAUGAAGAGUAUCCAACUGAGCCUGCAUCGUUUGUGCUGAACGGCUUCAUUUACUCACUGAUAGGCCUGUACGACCUGCUGAGCCUGGCACCUGCCUUACAGGCCAGGGAGGCUGCAGCUCUCUUUCACCAGGGGGUGAAGUCUCUCAAGAAACUGCUACUGGCAUUCGACAACGGUUCAGGGACCAACUACGAUCUCAGGCAUCUCACAAUUGGCUGUGCUCCGAACAUUGCCAGGUGGGACUACCACGCCACACAUGUGAAUCAGCUGCUUCUGCUAGCUACCAUAGACAAGGACCCCCUGCUAGCCACCACGGCGGGGCGCUGGGUCGGUUACAUGAUGGGCAAGCGUGCUGCGCACAAUUGAAUCUACUAUAGACUUCGCUCGACUGAAGGGUUACCUGGUAUAACAAGCCAUCCCUCCGCUAUAGUUUACAGUUGAACUUAUAGACCUAGAGCUUUUUUCCUUCCCAAACAACAACAAGAAAUCCCUGUUGUUUCUUCUGUUCCUCCAUUCUUAGAUCAUGAAGAAUUUUGUGAUAAUUAAAUUUUAAUUAUAGGAUAAUCCUAAAAUGUAUAUCAUGUAAGGUUUUAUGUUCAACUCUUUAACAAUUUAAAACACACGUAAGUACAUACAGAAGCAAUGGUUGAUUUCCACUUUUCAGAAAAAAAAUUUCAUUUUUUGAAUUCUACAAAAAUAUUUUCUACGGAUUAUUGUCAAUGAGAAAACCACUUGAUAGUUAAAUGUUAAUUUCGUUGACUGUGAAAGGUAGUGGAAAGAUAGUAUGUAAUUGUGUUAUACUCUGUAUAUUUUAGACUUACUACUGUAUGUAAACUUUUUAUAAUUAUAUUGUGCUAUAAUUCGUAAUAAAUAUUGAAUCAAACGUACUCAAUGCCAUACAUACUACAUAAUGUAUAUUUUCAUAAUUAAUUGUAGAAAAGUUUUAUCGUCCUUCUCAUUUCACAAAAAAUGUUUUCUUGAUAACAUUGUUAAACUAUUAUAAUUAUCAUUUUUACUACUCUCUGUAAAAUUCAAGCUCAAUCCAAAAGCUUUUAGUAAUUUUUAAUAAAAUUUCAAAAUAUAUUUAUGUUAUUUAUAAAACUUCUGGAAAUAAUUUAUUAAUAAUUGUUUAAGUUUUGAGAUUUUCUACGAGUUAUGAAGUAAUUUCUAGUUUAUCUUCAAAUUAUAUAUUGUGCAAUAUUAUUUUAUAUAGUUAUCAAUAGUAGAGGGUAUGCUACAGUUCUUUUUACAAAAAAAUCUUCCUCGUGAAUGACAAUAACUUAACCAAUGAGUGUGCGUGUUUAAUAUGACCACUGUAUAUAGUAGACACAUUUUUGUACAUACAGCGUAGUUAGGUAGUUCUAAGAAAUUUUAUUUUAUCUUCUGUUUUACAUAUAAUUUAUUCAAUUUAAUCAAAAAAUAUCUGUGUUACUAGUCUCUUGUUGGUUAUUGAAUGAAUAUUUUGCACCAUGAUGUAUAUGAGGCACUUGGAGAAUAAACUGCUUUUUAUAAU